Molecule: messenger RNA, 237 nt
Organism: Heterotrigona itama
Lineage: Eukaryota; Metazoa; Arthropoda; Insecta; Hymenoptera; Apidae
Source: the annotation of a GenBank genome assembly
AUAGUGUCGCUAUCAAACUCUGAAAUUACGUUACAAAGCUGCGUUCUAACACUGUCUAUGACUACUCCUUUUUUAUUAUUUUUCUUACGCUAUGUUAACUUUUUAGAAAUAUCUUCAAACCUCCAAUUCUUUAUUGACCAAAUGUGUGUGGAAGAAAGCUUAUUACAAGAAUUGGUCGAAAUACAAAUUUUAACGAAAUAUAUCAAUGAUGGGGGUCAAGUGUUCGAUAUUUUCCUU